AGAACUGUUUGAUUUAUGGUGCUCUUCCUUUGUCUUCUUCUUUUAUCUGCAGCCCGUGGUCCUCACGAUGAAACAGCUCUUGGUCGAGGUAUCAUCUACCCGGCGGCGUACCUGGGCUCCACGCAGCUCGUCACCACCAAGCAACCCACCAAGAAGGUGCGCAUGCAACAGGCCCAAGAAGCUGUCAACAGGAUUAAGGAGAGGCCUCCACCAAAAGUUCAUAAACCAAAGAGAAACUCCCCUGAUGGGGAGGAGCAGCCUAGUACAGAGGUAGACUUAGCCAUCUCCAAUGAACGCAUCAGGGUACUCAAUGCUGACACUCAGGUGAGCGAUAUGCAGGAAACCAUGAUGGACCACCCUCUGAAGACCAUCUCCUACAUCGCCGACAUCGGUAACAUCGUCGUCAUCAUGGCUCGACGGCGUCAGAUCACAAGGACAUUGGAUGAAGCCAUGGAGGAGAGCGGGGUCAUGCUGGAUGCCGAAGGACGAAGACAACCAAGGAAAAUCAUCUGCCAUGUCUUCGAGACGGAAGAUGCACAACUCAUAGCACAGACAAUUGGCCAAGCCUUUGCCCUUGCUUACUUGGAGUUCUUGAAAGCCAAUGGUAUUGAAGACCCUCAUGCCCAGGAGAUUGACUAUCAUGAUGUCCUCAACUCACAGGAGAUCUAUGGCGAUGAUCUUAUGCUCUUCUCAAACAAAGAAUGCGAGAAAGAGGUGUUAGUGGAGAAGGAGAGGGGUGAGAUCAUGGGUAUGGUGGUAGUAGAAUCAGGCUGGGGUUCACUCAUUCCAACAGUGGUCAUCGCAAACAUGUCUCCAUUCGGUGCUGCUGCUAGAUCAGGCAAGCUCAACAUCGGUGACCAGGUGAUGUCCAUUAACGGCACCAGCCUUGUAGGGCUUCCAUUACAACAAUGCCAACAGACAAUAAAGGGUUUGAAGAGUCAGUGUCUUGUUAAGUUCAAUGUUGUAUCAUGUCCACCUGUUACUCAAGUCCUCAUCAAGAGACCAGAUACAAAGUACCAACUUGGCUUUAGCGUACAAAAUGGAAUCAUAUGCAGUCUUAUGAGGGGUGGUAUUGCAGAGAGAGGUGGUGUCCGGGUCGGUCAUAGGAUAAUUGAGAUCAACGGAAGCAGCGUGGUAGCAACAGCUCAUGAAAAGAUUGUAGAGAUGCUCUCAACAUCAGUAGGAGAGAUUCGCAUGAAGACGAUGCCUCUUUCCAUGUACAAACUCCUGACAGGACAAGAACAACCGGUUUAUAUAUAAAGAAAAACUCAUGGACUCAUCCGAACUUCAGAAAUUCAUAUGGAGACGGAUAAUGGGACAAGGUGCAUCAUCUUGUAUAGGAUUCAUCCGACGUUGUCCUCGCUAAGAGAUGGAAUAGAAUCGGAGAGAAACGAAUAAACCAAGAUUAAUCAACGGUGAAUGAAGGAACAUGAUACCAUGUCCUAGGGGUUGCUCUGCCAUAGAGGGUUGGAUGAAGGUCAUGGCAAGAUCAAUACAUGCGGCAUUCAUGUUACUAUCGUAACAGGCAUCAUGGAAUGGAAUAUAUCAUUCUUUUGGAAGGAGCGAGAUGAGAGUCGGGAGUCUACCCGCUGCAGAAGGAAAGGUUUCCGAGGAAAGUGUUCUGGCUGGGAUUGAAACGUUGCAAAAUGAUUGAAGCAUUUGAAAGGUUUUAAUAACCAGUUUAGGAUGUGAGCUUGUAGCCUUCACCAAAGGUUCCUUGUUCAAAUGUUUUACUUCUUCCAUAAAACGGUCAUUACGAAGAUGGCAAGGUGAUCGAAGAUGGUAUUGAUACAAACUAGAUGGAAAAUGUCAAGGGAUGAAGUUAUUGAGAUGGUGAUGGAUUUUAUAUUUUCAACCCUUUUUUUAAAAGCAUAGUAUUUAUAGGGUAACGUAAUGUCAUUUGAUUUGUCAUGAACAAGUGGCAGUUUCAGAUAUGGAUAUGUAUGAUCAGAUGUUAUAGUAUAGAUUCAGCAUGAUGAUACAUUCGCCACCAAAAUGGAAGGUGUGGUGCCAGGACUCCCAUGAUGUGGAUAAAGGUAACACUCAUGAAGUCAACCUUUCACCAGGAUUCUCCAAGAGGGAACACUGAGAAGUGAAGUUGGUUUCCAGAAGCACACCCAGACCAUUGCACUAGAGACACUUUCUUUUGCAAAGUGAUCGCGGGAAAGCCCUUCGUGUGGCAAUCAUCCGGGCAUCGCUGUCGGGGCGUCGAUAAACUCUGUAUAUUCAGUCACUGAAUUGAGGCCUUUAUCUUGUAAAUAAUAGCUUGGAAGAUUGUAGCAAAAAGACUUCAAGAGCCAGAUAAUGCUGGUGUAUAGAGAGUUAAAGAGAGAUACAAAAUAACAUUAAUAUAUAUGGAAGAUGUUUGUGCACAAUGUAUGUUUCAACAAUGGAAAUGAAUAUAGAUGUAUGUUGAGACCAAUGAUAAUGAUGGUUAUACUGGUACGAUUAACCCUGUUGUGUUUCAAAGUAGUCUUUUCUUUGUGCAUACUCCAGCCACAUGAAUAGUCAAUACAUAAGCUAGCAAUUCUGACAAAUAGCAACAAAUAUGUAGCAUUUUCAACAUCAGUGUACUUAUCAUUUUCUAGUGCUUGUUUCUAGCAUCUUGAAAAGAGAUUAUAGAUUUUUUUUAAUAAUGAAAUUAAACAUGUCAGAAAUUAAAAUAACCCUGAUACUUUUGCAUAUUAGCUGCAUUACUGCCUAAGUAUUGUACAUCUGAUCUGUGAUCUAUAACAUUCCUUAUUUGUGUUUUAGAGAUAGUCUUUGAUGCUAUAGAGUCAGCAUGUGUGAUUAAAAUGGAUUGACAAACAGGAGACCUUGAGCCCUUAAACAGUUAUUCUCAGAUAUGGAAUAUUUACUCAUUUUCUCCAAAGAAAAUCUGUUAAAGAUGUUGCCAAUUGCUAUUCGCUUUAUUUGGAAAGAGGAAGAGUAAUUUAGCUUUAUGUUUUUCACAAUAUAUAUGUGUUACCGACUAUUUGGGUGAAAAACUUCAAAAAUGGCCCCAGAGUGAAUUGUAUCUUUCUGUUUGUCAAACCUAGCUAUCAUUUCAACAUACCACAACCAAAGAUAUGUGAGAGUAUAAUGUUAUUUUCAUCAUUUUUAUCGACUGUUUGAAAUAUAGAUCUCUCUCACUCUAAAAAUUAUAACAGUCAAUGAGUCCUACACUAUCACUCAAUACAUUCAAACCAAAUUCAAACAUCAGUGCAUAAGACCUGUAGAUUCUGUUAGAUAACUUAGAUUUGUUCACUCUAGCCCUUGAUUAUAUUUGUUUUAUGAUACAUGUAUGUGUUAAUUCGGUGUCCAGCAAUGUCCUAAUGAAAAUAAGUUCGGCAGUCAUCUUUGCACUGUUAAUUUCUCAGUUAGGACAUUCAGUAUCAUUCUUAGCCAGACCCUUUGGCUGCAAUAUGGCCACUUAGAUACUUGUAUUCUUUAUAUACAGCUUUACACAAAUUUAAUUUUAGAGUUACUAGAGAUUUGUGUUGUAUUUACUAAUGAUUCUUUAUACCAAAGCCAAAUGCACAUUGAAUUUCAUGUAUAUUGAGAAUAGAUUAUUGAGAGUUUGUGAAUUUUAUAUAAUGGAUUUACGUUUUUGUUUUUUUUUGCACCCAAAGGCUACCAUUUUCUGCAUACUACAUGUAGUACAAUUUACUAGUGUUAAGAUUUAUUGCAUGUGGAAUGUAGUAUUUGUUGACAAAUUGACUUGAUAGCAUAUGUAGUGAUAUAGUCCUUUCUACAUCUCAUUUUUUUUAAUUUGAUGCAUCUCAUCUUUAGUAUAUUUAAAGUGAAAAGGGAUAUAGGGUGUGUACAUGUAAUACAUAUUCUGUCAAUGUGAGAAUCAUGUUACAAGUUGUGUUCAAGGCCUACUUUUAUGUUAUGGUUUCAUUAACAAUUUAUUUACUUUUUUGUUUAUGUAGAGCUAAUGUGGAGUUAUUCAUCAACAAAUGUGGGCAUCUGGGGAAUCGUUAUAACAUUUUGUCAUACUAAUUCAUUUGAUUUUGUUACUGUGAUCCAUGAUUGUAGGCCCCCUAAAUAAUAGGUCGAUAUAGGAAAAAUCACAAUAUUUAGUGAUAUUAUUUUAAAUUAUUGUAUUAAUAACCCUGUGGAUAUUUAUGUAGUAAAUGCUGUUUAUAUUUUAUUUAUGUUGAGGGUUUGACUUGCUAUAUAGGCAAAUAAUUUCCAAUAUGUGUUCCUCUUAAGAGACAUGUAUGUAUUUGUAUAAUUUUUGGUACACCUACAUAAAGUUUGACAUAUCCUGCAACACUAACACAUUGUAGUUUUCACAAUAAUUUCCCAUGUAUUCUUGUAUCUGUAUUUUAAUAUAAAAAAAGGAUAUCUGCCCCAACUAGAAGUCAUUUGAAAUCUUCCUGUAAAUUCGAAUGAUUUUCAUUCAAAUACUGAAGUUUAUUUUGUAUGAUUCUGUAAAGAGAAAGAGAAAAAUGGUGCUUUGUAAAGAUGACAGAUUAUGUAUUUAAAAAUAUCUAGAAUAGCAGCCAAUGAUAUUAGAUGUAGCCUUUUAAAGUAUUCAUUGAUUUUUUUGUUAUAUAUAUGUAUAAAUCCUACCCAUCUUUUAUGACCAAUCUGCGAACUGAUUUUGGAAUGAUUUGCUCAAGUGAUAUCUAGGAUUGACACAAAACCCUAACUCGAAACUGUGACUUUGAGAAAAGUGAUGUUUAUAAUUUUCUACUAAACAAAUCCAUAUACAGGAAGUUAAAUGUUCUCUUCCUUGUUAGGCAAUGGGAAGUUGAAUUGAUUUUUGAUCUUAUGAUUUGAGAAUCUAUAUACAUGUAUGUUCUUGAUUAUUUUGGUUCCUAGGUGUGAAAAUGGCUGAGAAGUGGUUAAUGUUCUUCUGCAUGUCAACCCUAGUUAUUUCAGAUCUAAAUAUUCCACUUUAGAACCUCUGAAUAACCAUAUUAAUAGGAAGAAACGGUAGAUUGGUUGACUCCAAUAUGCUUGCUAGCUGCCUACGGUAAUGCUUGCACAUAAGAAACAUCGCUAUUUAGUUGGUCUGCUUUUCAGAAGUACUUUGUUGUACUUCACAACUUUUUCGUUUUUACAAUUCCAGUUCAGUUUCAUUUUGGUCAUAUAGAUGUGGUGGUUUCUGUUAUUCCAAUUUCCAAUUUAUUUAUGGUUUGUAUUCAUCUACUGUAAGAAUGUGUUGUACAAAAUAAAUUUAUAUCAUUUUAGUGCUUUUAACCAUGGUCAUUUUAUUAUCACAUCCCUACUAGCUCAGUAUGUCCAUCAGAAUUAUGCCUUGUAUAACUUUUGAAAGUAUUGGUUUCCCCAAGAUAAUCCAUGCCACAUAAGUUAUGUUGCGCAGGUGUAUGUAUUUGCCAGUGAUCACGACUAAGCAUACAAAUAUCAAUUGCAUUAUGUAUGUUUGUAGACAGAAUCUGAUAGUUGUGUAUAAAGCCCUCAGUUGCAAUUUUUGAUAUUUUAAAUUUUGUUUUCAACCAAUUUUCUGUUUCACACUUUUUCCUGUACCUAUGUUAAUGUUGUGUAUUAAAGUUAUGGUUUUGUGGAAUAGGAAGAAUAUAGAUUUAUACUUGGCCCAUAUGGUCAUUCCAAUACCUGUUAAUUUGUCUAGGUCACUUCAAUACAUGUUCAUUUCUCUGACCAGCUUGGACAUUUCUAAUUUUGCUGCACAGAAAAAUUGAAGUUCCACGGUCUUGUUCUAGAAACUUCCAAAUGUUGAUAAAGUAUAUCUGUAUAUCUGAUCAUAGCUGUAUACCGGUAGUCACAUUGUAGUGAUCAUCUCCAAGAUCAAAUAACCAGUAAUGUGAUGAUUCAGGUAUUUUCAUGCAAUCCAGUGCAUCAAACCUUUGGGAAAUUCUCAGACAUUGUCCCGGUUAGUACAGAAGUCUUACUUUUGUGAUUGUUGAUGUUUUGCAAGUCAAUGAACAAUUACCGUAAUGUCGACCUGCAAGGCACCAUGCCCCAAAAUUAUUUGUUAGAUUAUCAUCAUUAUUUCUUCGUUGCUUUUAUAGUAGAAGAGAGAAACACUGAGCUUAUGUUGUAUAUUUUGCAUUUCAAUACAGUAUAAAAUUUCAUAUGGAAAAAAGGUUGAAAUUACAGAUAAUUUUUGUAAUAUUUCAUAGAGGUUUUGAUAUGUGCAGAUUAACGCCUAUAUUCAAUACCUUUCAAGUAAAUCUGGCUAAAUAUAGUAAGUGUAAUGAAAACGAGUGAUGGAGUGAUAAUGAGGAUGAUGAUGACUAUUGUGGUGGUGGUGGUGAUGAUGAUGAUAGCAGAUGUGAUGAUGGUGAUUAUGAUCAUGUGAUUUUUAAUGAUCCAGACUUAUGUUAAUCAACUUUCUGCUCUGUAACAGUAUAAAGGGGAAAAAAGAGAAAGGUUCUUCAGACAGAAAGAAAUAAAUCAUAUUUAUAUCUCAAAUAUCCAGUCAAGUCAUUGUAUCAACACUAAAUAUAUAUAUAUAUCAAAAGUGGUUUUCUUCUCAGAAGUUUAUGUCCAUGAAUGAAUUUACUGUUUAUCACAAAAGCUGGUUUGUUUUAGACAUUACUUCCUGAGAAGCUACAGUAGUAAUUGUGAUAUUUCUUGUUGAGAGUACUUAUAUCUUCUGGUCUCUCGUGUCUCCACUUUAAAUUCCUCAGCCCUUCUGUUGCUUAGGAUUUCACACUAUUAAUGAUUCACUAUUGAUCCAAUUAUUUUAUUUUAUGGUAAGAUUCAUCCCCUAUGAAGCAAACUCAAUUAUUAAUUGGUAAUGAGGUGUGAGGAGAAUGUGUGAUGAGACAAGGUUACUAAAAAGUCACUAUGUUGAUAUAUACCAUGUACAAUACUCUGAUUACAUAUAACAAUUAU
This is a messenger RNA of Lytechinus pictus (painted urchin), 6813 nucleotides long. Its product is annotated as amyloid-beta A4 precursor protein-binding family A member 1-like. Gene Ontology annotation, biological process: chemical synaptic transmission. Gene Ontology annotation, cellular component: cytoplasm; plasma membrane; dendritic spine. The transcript has 9 exons. Bases 16 to 1260 code for a protein of 414 amino acids. The record is from RefSeq and is a predicted model, not a curated record. Gene Ontology annotation, molecular function: protein binding. NCBI's taxonomy places the organism in Eukaryota, Metazoa, Echinodermata, Echinoidea, Temnopleuroida, Toxopneustidae.